AUGGGAUUUUUCCAAGGAAUCAAAGGUAAGGGAGUUUUUAUAUUAGUGAAUUUAUACACGGUUCUUUUUCUAUUUCUUAAGGGCAACGUUGUUCUUUUGGCUUUUUUGGCCUCGAUUGGCCUUACUCUUUUGAUCUUAGGCUGUGCAUUGGCUCAAUAUAAUUGGUGGCCAACAUUCGUCAUUAUAUUUUACGUUCUUUGUCCCAUACCAUUGGCCAUUGGACGUCGCUGCACAUCAGAUAGUGGCUAUGGCAUGCGUGAUUCAAGUCCAUGUGCAGAUUUAAUGUGGUUUAUAACAAGUGUCAUUGUUAUAUCUUCAUUUGGUUUACCAGCCGUCAUGUGUCGAGCAGCAGUUAUUCAUGCUGGCUCGAUGGGUUUUAUUAUGGCGGCAAAUGUAGUUAUUUUUACAACAAUUACGAUCUAUUUCAUGACAUUCGGUUCAGAUGAUAGUUUACCUAGUUUUUGA
Molecule: messenger RNA, 465 nt
Organism: Adineta ricciae
Lineage: Eukaryota; Metazoa; Rotifera; Eurotatoria; Adinetida; Adinetidae
Source: the annotation of a GenBank genome assembly